AUGUCUCUCAGCAAUGGCAACGCGACACAGAAUGGCACUACAGGAUUUCUAAGCUUCAAUGCCAAACCGCCGCUGGUCUGGAUCACCGGCGACGAAGAGGAGUUCGACGAGACGACGCUUAGGUAUUGGAAGGAAGAAGGCUUCACAACAAAAUACCUCCCCUACAGUCCUACAGCUGACCCUAAUGCCUACCUCGCCAAACUCAAGACCCUCCAUAAUGAGCUUCCCCUCGGUGUUUCGUAUGCUCUCAUCGCCUACGGCACAGCUGCCUCUCUAGUUCUCCGCGCCGCUCUCAAGCCGAUGCCGAGAUUGUGCGCUUUGGUCGCCUACUACCCGUCAGCGGUCCCGAAUCCGCGAGCGAGCUAUCCCUCACAGCUACAGCUGGUGGUGCAUCUUGCCGGAAGACAGGUCGUGCCGCCGACCGAGUUCAAGUCCUAUAGAUACUCAAGAACGGCGCCGGGUUUUGCAGAGCAUGCGAAGCCUGAGUUUGAGGGAGUGGAAGCGGGGUUGGCGUGGGGAAGGACACUGGGGUGCGUGCAGAAGGGUUUCAAACUGGACUCGAGAACGCAGGUCGAAAACACCUGGGAUAGGAUGAAAUUCACUACCGAAUUAUAUGAUGAUGAGUAUGGGUCCGAGAUGGUGAACAUGAUGGUUCCGGAGAACCCACAUGUCACUCAUGGUCCUACUCUCACCGGAGGCAUCGGCGCCCAAGACCUUGAAGUCUUUUACCGGGACUACUUCGACCCAUCCAUAACCCCAGACUCUAAGAUUCGCCUGGUUUCCCGGACGAUAGGUGUAGAUCGCGUAGUCGACGAAAUGGUUGUGUCCUUCACCCACACCAACGAAGUCGAUUGGAUCCUACCGGACGUACCGCCAACGAACAAGAAAGUCGAGAUAGCAAUGGUCAGCAUUGUCGGAGUGCGAGGCGGCAAGUUGACACAUGAGCAUGUGUACUGGGACCAAGCCUCUGUGCUGCUUCAGGUCGGGCUUCUCGAUCCAGAAAAUGUACCGGAGGACCUGAAGGAGGAAGGGUUGAAAAGGCUUCCUGUAGCCGGAGCAUGGCAAGCGAGGCAGAUUCUAGACCCGCAGAAGAGCCGAUACAACGCCUUUCUUCCGUUGAUUUGA
Messenger RNA from Mytilinidion resinicola, 1125 nucleotides. RefSeq names its product NTF2-like protein. Lineage: Eukaryota; Fungi; Ascomycota; Dothideomycetes; Mytilinidiales; Mytilinidiaceae. Bases 1 to 1125 code for a protein of 374 amino acids. The record is from RefSeq and is a predicted model, not a curated record. Gene Ontology annotation, biological process: polyketide metabolic process. The transcript is spliced from 3 exons.